This is a messenger RNA of Ilex paraguariensis (yerba mate), 339 nucleotides long. The record is from the annotation of a GenBank genome assembly. NCBI's taxonomy places the organism in Eukaryota, Viridiplantae, Streptophyta, Magnoliopsida, Aquifoliales, Aquifoliaceae.
CUUGUGAACCAUGUUUACUUUUCACCCGAUGGGCAAUGGAUAGCAAGUGCCUCAUUUGACAAGUCAGUCAAGUUAUGGAAUGGUAUCACUGGAAAAUUUGUUGCUGCAUUUCGGGAUCAUGUGGGACCUGUCUACCAGAUAAGCUGGUCUGCUGAUAGUAGGCUACUUUUAAGUGGGAGCAAAGACUCUACUUUGAAGGUUUGGGAUAUCAGGACGCAAAAGUUGAAACAAGACCUGCCCAGCCAUGCAGAUGAGUUUUUUGUUGUUGACUGGAGUCCAGAUGGUGAGAAGGUAGCAUCUGGUGGUAAGGAUAGAGUUUUGAAGUUAUGGAUGGGAUAA